GGACACAUCCAUUCUCACUAUUUAUAUAUGUUUAUGUCUGGAUAUUCUAUCAUAACAUUUGUAGCACAUAUCAACUUUCUUUCUUUUUAUAAAUCAUCCCUAAAUUCAAGCACCACACCAAUUCUCUAUUCUUAUUCCUUUAAUGGCUCCAAAUAGAGAAACCCUAAUGGGAUCCUACAAAACAAUCCAAAAGCCCGAAAAGCUCUCAUUAGAAAGUAUCCGAAAGACAAAAUCCGACAUCUCCUCGGAGCUUCAGCCCGUGUUAGAAGUAGAAGAGGCCAAAUGUGAGUGUUGUACCAUGUCCGAGGAAUGUAGUUCCGAGUACAUAAAUGGUGUUCGUGCUAAGUUCGCCGGACGUUUUGUCUGUGGUCUUUGCGCCGAGGCAGUGGGGGAGGAGGCAGAGAAGAACGGAGGGAAAAGAGAGGAAGCGGUUGAAGAGCAUGUAAGGGCGUGUACUAGGUUUAAUCGGAUCGAGAGGGCGUAUCCGGUGUUGUACCAAGCCGAAGCAAUGAGGGAGAUCUUGAAGAGAAGUAAUAGCUUGAGGGCUAAAUCAAUUAGCCCUAGGGAUAAAGGUGUUCGCCGGAAGGGUGGGAUUGAGAGGAGCUCGAGUUGUAUUCCAGCGAUCCUAAAUGAAAAGGAGAUGAAUGCAUGAUAGUUGAAUAUCAUUAUUAUCAACUUGAAAAUGAUAUAUAUUUAUAAUCUUUUGUACAAUAAUGUAACAUAGAACUAACAUAUAGUUAUAUGUUUGUUUGUUUUCUGAAAAAUAAUUAUAAAUUAGGUAUGAAAUAAAUAUCAUUGUCAUAUUAGAA
Molecule: messenger RNA, 809 nt
Organism: Impatiens glandulifera
Lineage: Eukaryota; Viridiplantae; Streptophyta; Magnoliopsida; Ericales; Balsaminaceae
Exons: 1
Coding region: 143-652 (169 amino acids)
Source: RefSeq, a predicted model, not a curated record